Messenger RNA from Pelobates fuscus (common spadefoot toad), 1673 nucleotides. RefSeq lists its product as uncharacterized. The coding region runs from base 167 to 1591 and encodes 474 amino acids. Lineage: Eukaryota; Metazoa; Chordata; Amphibia; Anura; Pelobatidae. Gene Ontology annotation, cellular component: endosome. The record is from RefSeq and is a predicted model, not a curated record. The transcript is spliced from 13 exons. Gene Ontology annotation, molecular function: phosphatidylinositol binding.
UUCAUAGGAACCGGAGGACGUGGUGGAUACCCCUAACAAUUUAAAAGUAAGGGAUGCCCUUGAAAAAGUAUCUAAGGCCAUCUAUGAGACAUAUAUUGAUUUGUGGCUGAAAGCCCCAGGAGAGAUAGAGAAUCAUCCUCUCUAUAAACAAGUAAACAAUGGCAUAAUGGAUAUCUAUAAUAAUGCAAAACAAAAAAUGUGCCGUAUUGACAGCAGCAAACUAAUUCUAAUUGUAGCCAAUGGGUUAACUAAACAUUUACGGAGGUUCCGAAAAAACAAGAUCACCAACCACAGAAAGACGCGAGAAGAAGAGGUAAAUUUUCUGCGCGAGAAAACAAAAUUGCUUCUGAAUCAUUUGUUGCCGAAUUCAAUGAAAGAUUCAGUUCAUUUACUGCCCAUGUUUACUGAGAUCAUUGCCAUAAGUGUUUUAGAGACCACCAUAAACUAUUUGGCAGACCCUACAUUUAUCAAUCUAUCAAUAGUCAACUACCGUAGCAAUACGACAAAUGGGAUACAAGUACGUUCUAACCAGUCCACGGGGGAGUCUGAAAAUGAUAGCCCAUUAACUUCUUCUGACCAUAGCUUGGAGAUUGACUCUGGGGAACACAGUCCACAAACUGUGGGUAUCAGAAACAGAAAAAAAAAGAUUGAAAAAGGUGUGGAAUUUAGAUCUCUAAGCUUAAGGAGCGGCGAUUUGACUGAUGAUUCGGAAAAUUCCAGUGAAUCCGCAAGCUCAAGUGAUUCUGAACAUUCAUUAUGUAGUCUAUGCUGUCUGAAGUGGAAAGAGGAAAAAUGGCAUGCCACCAUCUUUGAGCUGAGAGACAAUCUAUUCAGAAUUCUGGUUACCAAAGAGGAUGGCGGACUGGUGCUCUGGCAUACUGAAAGAAGCAUUGAUGAUUUUUACACGCUGAUUGAGAACUGUCCUGAACUGGACAAAACACUGAUUCCAUCAACUGCACAAAAUCCAUCGGCAGGUACAGACACUCAGAAAAGUGAGAAUAUUGAAAAAGUGCGGCUGUGUGUUGCAUUACUAGUGAGCAAUAUUAAAGAAGAUGAAGAUGCAGAAGCAGCAUUCUUCUUAUCACCAUUCAAUUACAAUCAAAAAGAGAGAGAGCUAUUUGAAAGCAAUCUUUCAGGAGAGGAGCUCUUGGAUGAAAGCAGUUCUGAUACUUUAAGCAUACACAGUGAUGGCUCUUCUGAAAGCGAUGGAAUUGGCUACAGAGGAUUGAAAGCAAGAUGGUAUAAAAAAGGCAAAAAGGGAAAACGGUCACCCGCGACUAUUGGAAGUGAAGAGAGUCCUGAAACUGGAUUAAACAUUACGCACAAUCAUUCUCAAGAGGAACUGAAUAACGUAUCUGAAAGCCACUUACCGUAUAUGAGUUUUGAUGUUGUUGGUGGAAGUGACGUAAAUUCAAGAGAUCAAAAAAAACUAGAGAAACAAAGAAGGAAAACUAAAGAACAGCUCCAAAAUGAAGCUAAAAAGGCAUUGUUUGACUUGAUCAAUGAAAUCUGCACAGGUAUAUUUAAUACGAUCGCUGCAUUUUCUAUUUUAGAAUUUUCACAAUUCAGACAGAUAGGGAUACGGGAUUAAAAGCCAAAUAAACCAGGAAUUGGAAAACGCUAUAUAUAUAAUUUGUGGGAAGACAAAAAAACAAAACAAAAAAACACAAGUA